This is a messenger RNA of Onychomys torridus (southern grasshopper mouse), 1999 nucleotides long. RefSeq names its product pseudouridine-5'-phosphatase-like. The record is from RefSeq and is a predicted model, not a curated record. The coding region runs from base 132 to 821 and encodes 229 amino acids. NCBI's taxonomy places the organism in Eukaryota, Metazoa, Chordata, Mammalia, Rodentia, Cricetidae. Gene Ontology annotation, molecular function: phosphatase activity. The transcript is spliced from 2 exons.
GCUACGCUAAUUGGCGGACCAGAUCGGCAGUCCGAGAGCGGAUACACGCUUCCGUCUUCUCCCCGCCUGGCAGACCCUGGUUAGUUCGCUCGGUAGGUUCCACGCACGGCGCAGGUUUAGAAGGAGGCACCAUGGCGAUGUCCCCACCGCGACAGGUCACCCACCUCAUCUUUGACAUGGACGGACUACUUCUGGACACAGAGAGGCUGUACUCGGUGGUGUUUCAGGAGCUGUGCGGUCGCUACAAGAAGACGUACAGCUGGGAGGUCAAGUCCCUGGUGAUGGGGAAGAAGGCUCCAGAAGCCGCGCAGAUCAUCAUCGACGUCCUGCAGCUGCCCAUGUCCAAGGAGGAGCUGGUGGAGGAGAGCCAGGCAAAGCUGGCAGACCUUUUCCCCACAGCCGCCCUCAUGCCAGGUGCUGAGAAACUGAUCCGGCACCUCCAAAAGCACAGCAUCCCCUUCGCCCUGGCCACCAGCUCAGGCUCCGUGACCUUCGAAAUGAAGACCAGCAGGCACAAGGAGUUCUUCGGGUUGUUCAACCACAUUGUGCUAGGAGAUGAUCCUGAGGUCAACAGCGGGAAGCCAUCCCCGGACAUAUUCCUCUCCUGUGCACGGAGGUUCAAUCCUGCUCCUGCCCCAGACAUGUGCCUCGUCUUUGAAGAUGCUCCCAAUGGAGUGGAGGCAGCUCUGGCAGCUGGGAUGCAGGUUGUCAUGGUUCCCGAUGAAAAUCUGAGUCGAGACUUAACAAGAAAGGCCACAGUGGUGCUGAGUUCCCUGGAGGACUUCCAGCCUGAGCUUUUUGGUCUGCCUGCCUAUGAGUGACAGGUGGCAGCCUUGGUGCUGCCAUGGGCCUUGUGGCAUCCUGGGGGAUGGGGCACAUGGCAUACUGGGGAAGCUACAUGGCACCCUUGGGGGCCACAUAGCUCCUGGGGGAAACAUGGCAUCCUGGGGGGCCACAUUCAGGGUCCAUGCCAUUAAGGAGAAAGGGGAAGACAAAGCAUAGCACCAGAUUGAGCCUGCUUAUACACUGUAGCCUGUGAACAUGGCCAUCCCCAUCUGUGUGGGCUUGGCCAUCUCUCUGGAUUGUGGUUGGGUCAGUAGAUAGCAAACAGAGAUGGCCCAGAACACAGCUUGAGUACAGUCAUGUAAUAAAGUGAUGUGGUUUAUGAAGAAAAUGAACAUGCACACACACACAGCAUUGUGUGACUACACAUGUGCCAAUAUAUAUCCAUACAUAUAUAUAUUAAGUAUAUAUGUAAAUGCAUAAUGUUCCAGAGUAAAAUCAUAUUUAUGUUGGUUUCCUUGUAAUCUUUGUGAAUAAUGGCAUUUGGGAAUGUAAACUCCAUACACAUAUAUGUAUAUGUGUAUGCCAUUAUAGAUGUAUACAUGUAUGUGUAGAUUGUGUGUGUAUGUAAUAGGUCAUGUAUAUGAUAGACCACUCCACUGCCUUCAGGGUAGACAUUAAUGUUGCAAUACCAACUGAUAAGUAAGUCUCCUCUCUCCUCCUUCUGACCUUAAUGGCAGAUCAGCCUUGUGAUAGAUGAGCAUCAAGAAAUAUCCUUUCACUCCAGCCUCACUAUCAUCACAGACACCUCCCUGGCCUUGGACUGAGAAGUCUAAACGUCCUCCAUUUCACAAGCUGGGUCUAAGUUUCCGUUUUUUAAACAAAGGGCUAUUAAUCAAAAGGCCCCUGACAGCAGAGACGAGGGAGAGCACAAACAAGGUCUGGGUCAGCCUCUCAGUGUCUCAAAGACAGUUCCUGCAACCCCUUGAAACUUACCCAAGUGUGUCCAAAGAGAAAAACUCGGCCAGUUAAAAGUACACUACUGUAACUGCUGCUUGCUUAGCCAAUUACGUUUGAGAUGACCUAACCAUCCCUGAAAUUCCCCUAGCUGUGCUUAAAGGACCCUGAACGUUCCUCUUGUGGUCAUCGCCAUUUUGUACAGAUGAACGACCCCGCGUAUGCUAGUAUAGUAAUAAACACUCUUUGUUCAUGCAUA